AUGACUUUUGGGCCACCCUGUAUAUUAAUAUUAUUUUAUUGUAUAAAUAGAGGUUUAAUGUCUAAUUGUUAUCGUAUAUUACUUCAUCAUAUAAAUUCACUUCGUAAAAAUCAUCAUCCAACACCAUGUUUUGUACAAAUUAAUAAUUCUACAAAUGAAAAUAUUGAAACAAAUUUUGAUAUAAAUUAUGAAGAAUUUGAUACAAUAUCAAUUUCAAUGCAUCAAUUUCCAUCUUAUGUAAAAGAUAUGCAUAAAAAUAAUGAUUUUGGUUUCAUUCGAUUAUUUGAAAAUAUUUGUGAUCUAUCAAAAACUUAUAACUUUUCUGCUGAUAUAUCACAAAUUGAACAUAAUCAAUAUGAUCAUUCACGUGUAAAAUUAUCCUGUAAUGAGAAUGAUGGAAAAGAAAAUUAUAUCAACGCAAAUUAUGUGGAUGGAUUUCAUAAAACUAAUGCAUAUAUUGCAACACAAGGACCUAUGAUAAAUACUAUCAAUGAUUUUUGGAGAAUGAUUUGGGAAAAAGAUGUUAGUGUAUUAGUAAUGAUAACUAAUAUAAAAGAAUGUGGAAGAAUCAAAUGUGAUGUUUAUUGGCCAUUAGAUGGUACUGAAACAUAUGGAACUAUUCAAGUAACUCUAAUCAGUACGAUUUCUCUUGCAUAUUAUGUUAAAAGAAUAUUUUCAAUUCAAUGUGAAACAAAUCAAAAGCUCAUCAAUUCUGAACGUCUUAUUCAUCAAUUUCAUUUUACUGAUUGGCCUGAUCAUGGUGUACCUUUAUUUACAUUACCUGUUCUCUCAUUUAUACGUCAUUCAUCAGUUUGUAAUACAGAAACAGGUGGACCGAUAGUUGUUCAUUGUUCUGCCGGUGUUGGUCGUACAGGAACUUAUAUAGUAAUUGAUACAAUGUUAAAAAAGAUUAAUGAACAACAAACAAUAAAUAUACCUUCUUUUUUAAAACAUAUUCGACAACAACGAAAUUUUCUUGUUCAAACAGAAGAACAAUUUAUUUUUAUAUAUGAUGUUCUUUUUGAAGCUGCACAAUUAUCAAUUAUUGGUUAUAAUAAUGUAGAAUUAAAUAAGCAUAAUAUUGAUUAUGUUAUAAAAACAUUAAAUUCUUAUGAUAAAGAUUCAAAUAUAACACGAAUAGAAAAACAAUUUCAAUUAAUUAUAGAACAAAUAAAAACAAAUCAUCAUCAAUUAUCAGUUGGAUAUAUGGAAGAGAAUUUAGCAAAAAAUAGAACACAAGCUAUUAUACCAUUAAAUUCAUGUCGUGUUCUACUUUCUACAGAUAGGAGACGAACAAAUGAAGACUAUAUUAAUGCAUCAUAUAUUCACAGCUAUUAUCGUGUUGAUCAAUUUAUCAUUACUCAACAUCCAAUGAUGAAUACAAUGGUUGAUUUUUGGCAAAUGAUAUGGAAUACUCAUGCCAAUAUCAUUCUUUCUUUAUAUGCCGAUGAAAAAUUACAAUCUGAUGUACCUGAUUUUUGGCCAUUAGUAAGUCAAAUAAUUGAUUGUGGAAGUUUCAUUGUUUGUUUAACAAAUGAACAUUUUGAAUAUGAAUAUAUUUAUCGAGAUUUUUCACUUCGAUCAAUAGAGGAAAAUUAUGAAUUAAAAGUAAAAUUAAUUUCAUGUACAUAUUGGCCAGAAACAUGUUCACCGAUUAAAACAUCAUUUAAUCUUAUAAAUACAAUAAGAAAUUUAAAAUCUAAUGGACCUAUUGUUGUACAUGAUCUUUUUGGUGGUCAUCGUGCUGGAACAUUUUGUGCCUUGUAUACAAUGAAUGAACAAAUAGAAAUUGAAGGUAAAUUAAAUGUAUAUGAAUUAGCAAAAUUUUAUUAUUUAAAACGACCUGGAAUUUGGCGUCAUCAUGGUGAUUUAUUACAUUUAUAUCGGUGUGCAGAAAUUCUUUUUCAUGAAUAUAAAUCAUUAAAUUAUAAUCAUCGUUUUGUAUCUAAUCUUCCAAUAUAA
Molecule: messenger RNA, 1962 nt
Organism: Rotaria sp. Silwood2
Lineage: Eukaryota; Metazoa; Rotifera; Eurotatoria; Philodinida; Philodinidae
Source: the annotation of a GenBank genome assembly